This is a messenger RNA of Anthostomella pinea, 2502 nucleotides long. The record is from the annotation of a GenBank genome assembly. NCBI's taxonomy places the organism in Eukaryota, Fungi, Ascomycota, Sordariomycetes, Xylariales, Xylariaceae.
AUGCCUCCGCCCACCAUCUCGCCCAUCGACGGACCGUCCGACUCUUUCCUGGCUUCGUCAAAGCGCAAGUCAACUGGAGCUGCCGCGUCCGACCACAAGCGUGCUAAGCUUACCGAUCCGUUCGAUCGAGAAGCCGCCAGGAUGAGUAAGGUGCUCGGGACGCAAUCUCGACCGGCGUUCCAACCGAACCACGGCGCAAAGAAACUGAUCAUCAGGAACCUCCGCACCGCUUCGCGAGCAGCCGAGCUCGAAAAGUACUACGAUAACUCGAGGAAGGAGUUGGUGGACGCGCUCCAUACCAUCUUCAAACAAAAGCCGCCCCGACAACCACUUGAGAAGCUUUACAGAGGCGUUGAGGAUAUCUGUCGACAUGGAGAGGGCGAUGACCUCCACGACAUGCUGCGGAGAGAAUGUCAAUCGUACUUGACUGGUCCUGUGUACAAGUCCGUCACAGAAGAGUGUGCUUCCUCCAAAAUAAACGCAUUGAAAUGCCUCCUCAAGUACUGGGGCAUCUGGAAUGGCCAGUUGAGAACUAUUCGUUCGAUAUUCAGUUUUCUCGAUCGAUCGUACCUACUCGGCAGUCGGGGUCUCGAACAAAUCAACGAUAUGGGCAUCACACUGUUCAGGGGAAUGGCCUACAAGCCUCCAACCGUUUCUAACAGCAGUGCGGUCAUGAGAUCGAUAGGUGGCAUAUUGGAGUUGAUCGAGUACGAUCGAAGAGGAGACAGUCGGUUCGAUGCUACCUUGCUACGCGACUCCAUAUCAAUGUUGCACAUCAUCAACUCAUACAACGAUUCCUUCGAGGGGCGCUUCUUGAAAUCAUCUAGUGCAUAUUUCAAGGAUUUUGCCGAAGAGCAGAGCACAGCGUCUCUAAAGUCGUAUAUCGCUGCGUGCGAAACCCUCCUGAGCCGGGAAGAUCACCGUUGCAACACCUACAACUUCGACAGUACAACAAAGCGGCAGCUGUUGAAUGAGGCGCAUUCGACACUGAUAGACAAUUACUCGGAGAAGCUACUUGACAGCGGAAGCAUUGGGAGGAUCAUAGAUGAGAACGCAGUCGAUCCCAUGAAAGCACUUUACGAUCUUCUAAGAUUGUCGAAUCUCCAGCAGAGACUGAAAGGGCCGUGGGAAGAAUACAUCAAAGGGGCAGGCUCGGAAAUCGUCAACGAUACCGUCAGGGGAGACGAGAUGGUAGUUCGACUGCUUGAGUUCAGAAGAGCCUUGGACGUCAUGGUUCGGGAUGCCUUCAACAAGAACGACGAAUUUCACCAUGGUCUAAGGCAGGCUUUUGACAGCUUCAUCAACGACAAGAAAGUCCUAUCUUCGUGGAAGACAGGCACCUCCAAGGUUGGCGAGAUGAUUGCGAAGUACAUCGAUAUGCUCCUCCGGGGUGGUCUCAAGACACUGCCGAAGUCGCUGAUGUCUGACGUCAAAGACCGGGUCGAUGCCGAAAAGAGUGGACAAGCGAGUACAGGCGACGAAGAUGCUGAGUUGGACCGUCAGCUGGACCAGGCGCUCGAAUUGUUCAGGUUUAUUGAAGGUAAAGAUGUCUUCGAGGCUUUCUACAAACAGGACUUGGCCCGAAGACUCCUCAUGGGACGCAGCGCGAGCGCGGAUGCCGAGAGGAGCAUGCUUGCAAAACUUAAGAGCGAAUGCGGCUCGAACUUUACCCACAACCUCGAGCAAAUGUUCAAGGAUCAGCAAAUUGGCCGUGACGAGAUGGCCUCAUACAAAGCUUGGCGCGAGGGAACUGGACGUGAUAAGAGCAGUCUGGAUCUGGCCGUGAACAUCCUAUCUGCGGCUGCUUGGCCAACGUAUCCGGAUACCCAGAUAACCCUACCCGAUGAGGUCGCAUCACAGCUAGAGCAGUUUGAUGCGUAUUAUGUUAACAAGUAUACGGGUAGACGGCUCACGUGGAAGCAUUCUCUUGCCCACUGCGUUGUCAAAGCACGUUUCAACAAGGCUCCGAAGGAGCUGCUUGUCAGCGCGUACCAGGCCGUCGUGUUGACUCUGUUCAACCAGGUUGACGACCAACCAGAUGGGUUCCUUGCCUACCAGCAGAUUGCUGAGUGUUCUGGCCUCAGCGGACCGGAUCUUGAUCGAACUCUGCAGUCACUAGCCUGUGGAAAAGUGCGCGUUCUCACAAAGCAUCCGAAGGGAAGAGAUGUCAAGCCCACAGAUACGUUUACUGUCAACAAGGCUUUUGCCGAUCCCAAAUACCGUGUCAAGAUCAACCAGAUCCAACUCAAGGAGACCAAGGAAGAGAACCAGGAGACGCAUAAGAAGGUCGCCCAGGACAGACAGUUCGAAACGCAAGCUGCAAUUGUUAGGAUCAUGAAGAGCCGCAAGACGUUGACUCAUGCCAAUCUCGUUGCCGAGGUCAUCAACCAGACGAAGAAGCGUGGUGCCGUCGAUACCUCGGAGAUCAAGAAGAACAUCGAGAAACUGAUCGAAAAGGAAUAUCUUGAACGGGACGGAAACUCCUACUCGUACCUUGCAUAG